UCAGGAUUUCGCUCAUUGCCUCCCUUAUACGAGCUGCCUCAUCCAAAGAUGCCCAAUUCGACUAUGAUAAUGGAAUUUCUCCUGAUGGGGUACUCUGACACAUGGGAACUACGGAUUUUGCAUACCAUAUCCUUUUCUGUGAUGUAUUUGGUAACUGUUAUUGGAAAUGCUCUCAUUGUUAUUGUCACAACCAUGGACAAGAGCCUUCACACCCCCAUGUACUUCUUUCUCAGGAAUCUGUCCAUCUUGGAUGCAUGCUACAUUUCUGUAACAGUACCUAAUUCGUGUGUCAAUUCCCUGCUUAAUAGCAAUGCGAUUUCAAGGCUAGGAUGUAUAUCUCAGGUCUUCUUCGUGGUUUUCUUCGUAUAUGUGGAGCUACUCUUCCUUACUGCCAUGGCCCGUGACCGCUAUGUGGCCAUUUGCCAGCCUCUCCACUACACUGUGAUCAUGACCCCUCGGGCCUGCGCUCAUAUGACUCUCACAUCCAUCCUCAGUGGUCUGGUCUACUCAGGCUUCCAUACAGGCAAUACCUUCAGGCUGCCAUUUUGUCAGUCCAAUGUUAUUCAUCAAUUUUUUUGUGAUAUCCCUUCUCUCCUGAAACUCUCCUGCUCUGACACCUUCAUCAAUGAAAUCAUCAUCCUUGCAUCAGGUCUGGGUAUUGGUGGAGGCUGCUUCAUUUUCAUCAUUUGGUCUUACACUCACAUAUUUUCUACUGUGCUCAAGUUCCCCAGUAAAACAGACAGAUCAAAAGCCUUCUCUACCUGCGUCCCCCAUAUACUUGUGGUGUCCAUCUUCCUCAGCUCAGGCUUCUAUGUGUACUUGAGGCCAUCUGCGAUCUCUGCAACUCUCCAGGAUAUUGUCCUCUCUGUGUUCUAUUCCAUAGUCCCCCCACUCUUCAACCCCGUCAUCUACAGUCUUAGAAACGAACAAAUAAAGUGUGCCAUCAGAAAACUCAUGAAAAAAUAUUACAGUUAG
Echinops telfairi (small Madagascar hedgehog) is the source of this 975-nucleotide messenger RNA. RefSeq names its product olfactory receptor 14C36. Gene Ontology annotation, molecular function: G protein-coupled receptor activity; olfactory receptor activity. Gene Ontology annotation, biological process: G protein-coupled receptor signaling pathway. Gene Ontology annotation, cellular component: membrane. Bases 49 to 975 code for a protein of 308 amino acids. NCBI's taxonomy places the organism in Eukaryota, Metazoa, Chordata, Mammalia, Afrosoricida, Tenrecidae. The transcript has a single exon. The record is from RefSeq and is a predicted model, not a curated record.